AUGACGAGCUCUCCCACAAAGCUGAUGGACACAGGAAAGGUCACAUCCGCCAUGUCUACUCUGACCCUCAAGGUUCGCCCUGUGCCUGGGAAAUACAUCCGAUCUCAGAAGGGACUCUUCUCCCUUUGCCAGCUCCCAAUUGAUAUUCGCGACCUCAUCUAUGAGUUCGCACUCGUCGAACCGAAGAGAAGGGACAUCGAACACACACCUGACUGUAGCGGGUAUUCCAAAUCCUUUAAAUACCUCGAGCCUCCCGCUUUCCUCCUCAAAGACAUCGUAAUUUCCGAGGAGCCUCAUCGUCUGUUCUGGGACUUAGAUGGCUUUUACUGGCCUCGGGAACCUUUGUGCCGCUGCGAUCAGCGUAAGGGUCUUGGACUAUUGCUGGCCAGCAAGCAGGUGCACGCCGAAGCAGCGCCGAUCUUCUGGUCAAAAAACACCUUCAGUUUCCUGAGCGGCUACGAGGUUAUCACGGCCUUGAACCAUCUUCUCCGGCCAAAAUAUCGAGACCUCGUCUCCUCCAUCAGUGUGCUGAGGAUGUGGUCCGGUGCCAUGGGACUCAUUCUGGCAGACGAUGUCAAGGUGCCGAAACCUGAAGGCAAUCGAGGUCCCUACCGUUGCGUUGGAAACAUCACCCUCUGGGUUUCAUCAACUUGCGAUAGAGAAGCCAGCGCUGAGGACAAACCUCGUCGACCUCAUUCCAUUUCGCAAGUGGACGGACACGCCGGCAUGCACCAACCCCUGUGGCGCACGCAUAAGGGUGAGAUCAUUUACGCCGAGACUUCUUCGAAAUUGAAAACUGUUCAGGAAUUAAGAAGUUCCGACGAGGAACCCUGCCUUGACUUUUGGAAGAAAGCCGCAAGAGAAAGAAAAAAUCUCCUUUGUCGCACUCGCGAGGCCAUCGCACAGACAUGUUUGCGCAAUUUUGACGAGCCUCAUAGCUACCGCUGGCAUCUCCGUCGCAUUAUCGAUAGCAAGGAAAAAAGAUUUGUCCGCCUCGACUUGGGCGAGGGCAGGUUCUCUUCUGUCAAGUUCUACGGCCUUCCCGCAUCACUCAAGGAAACUCGGCAAAUCGCCUGGGAUAAGCACCUCAAGGACGAGGAAUUCAGAAAAUUGAAAGGUAUGUACCCCAGUCACAGCAAUUUGAAGACAUGGUGCCCCUUCUUUAAGAGGAUAGUAGAAGAGGAAGGGUUGGAUGAGGAGCAGUCCGCCGAACUGUGGGAAACCGGGUAUACUUACACCGUGUAUUCUGACUCUGAGCCGUCUCGCACUGAGCCGUCUUACACUGAGCCAAUCAUUGGUUCAGCGACUUGUCAUCUGCCUCGUGCAAUCAGCAACCGGCGGGCGAGUAAGAAGGUUCUCAAGGAUAAGAAAAAGGCUACAAGAACUGAUGCUGAGAAUCGUCGCAAGGAGAAGAAGCGGGAUCAUGAGUGGGCUUGCAGAGAAUCACUACUCGACGACGAUGUCGAUGACGACUACUGCUAUUAG
Molecule: messenger RNA, 1485 nt
Organism: Colletotrichum phormii
Lineage: Eukaryota; Fungi; Ascomycota; Sordariomycetes; Glomerellales; Glomerellaceae
Exons: 2
Coding region: 1-1485 (494 amino acids)
Source: RefSeq, a predicted model, not a curated record